This is a messenger RNA of Ziziphus jujuba (common jujube), 665 nucleotides long. RefSeq lists its product as uncharacterized. Gene Ontology annotation, molecular function: cysteine-type peptidase activity. NCBI's taxonomy places the organism in Eukaryota, Viridiplantae, Streptophyta, Magnoliopsida, Rosales, Rhamnaceae. The record is from RefSeq and is a predicted model, not a curated record. The coding region runs from base 175 to 483 and encodes 102 amino acids. Gene Ontology annotation, biological process: proteolysis. The transcript has 3 exons.
CACUUGGGUCCUACCAAAUUUAUUGUGUUUCAGCUACUGAUACUUGGUGGCAAUGGUUUGUAGUCAAAGAAUCUUUUUUGCUCUCGGAGUCAAGGGACGCCUUUUUUUGAGGAAAAUUUUGUGCGGAAGAAGGGAGAUUUUUGCCUUGUUUCCUCAAAUUCAAGAUGACAAAUCAUGGUAAACUUGAGAUCUCAAACUAAAAUCAGUCAAAUGGAAGGUGAUGACAUUGUAAUUGCGGUUUUAUACAAUGGAACAUUGGUACAAAAUGAUAGUGGUGAUUGGGAAUAUCGAAAUGGUAAAAAUGUAAUGGUUUCCGUCGGCAAGAGAUGCACAAAAUCAGAGUUAGAGGACUGUGGCAUAUUUACACUCAAGACCAUCGAAUUCUUACAUGCUAGAUUACCAUUGACAUUCACACAAGAUAACAUGGAGUUCUUUAGGAAGAAGUAUGCAUAUGAGGUUUACAACAAAGAACUUAGCAUAUGAGCUGCGUGGUGAUGCUUUUUUCUUUCCUUUUUUCAUGUUUAUAGAUGCAUAUUAUUUAUUAUAUUUGACUUUUAAUUGUAAAUAUAAUGGUGGCUUAUAAUGUUCAUUUAACAAAGAUAACAAUGUGGUAUUGAUGUAAUGAUAAGUAAUUGACCUUAUAGGAAAUGUGCCAUGUUUAUUUA